Molecule: messenger RNA, 2943 nt
Organism: Prunus armeniaca (apricot)
Lineage: Eukaryota; Viridiplantae; Streptophyta; Magnoliopsida; Rosales; Rosaceae
Source: the annotation of a GenBank genome assembly
AUGGCUUGUAAAGCAAAGCUUAUGAUUCCUGAGGAUGAGAAGUACGAAGGAAAGCCAUUUGCCCUUUCACACGCAAGGACCGCCAUUACAACAAUAAAGGCGAAGUUCAAUACGCAGCAGUUACAGAGGUUCGAGGGGAGUUGUUUUGGUCAUCUAUUACUGAUAGAGGACCUGAAGUGGAAUUCACAAGUUGUCCACGGGCUGUUGAUGAGGAAGGCUGAUCCUAAGACAGUUACACAGGUGAACGGGAUAAAAUUCAUUGUGGGUAACAAGUUGAUACAAUUCACAGCCCAACACUUUUGCCUCAUCACGGGCCUAAGGUUCGGAAAGCUCCCUUUCAUUCCGAAGGCGACAAAUGAAAACUGCUCCUUGAAGCGAAAAUACUUCAGUAGCAAUAAACCUCCCACCCUUUUGGACCUACACACUGCCUUCAUCGAGUGCACAGAUGAUGACGAUGCGUUAAAGCUUGGAAUGGUCUAUUUUGCCAUUUUUGUGCUAUUGGGUACUGAAAAGCAUGUGCUUUUUGACAUGCGCUAUUUGAAGUUGGCCGAAGACUUAGAAGAGUUUGACAAGUAUCCAUGGGGUGCCGUGUCAUAUGCGAUGACAAAUGCUUCACUUUUGAGGGCAGUUUCUCCUGAUUACCAACGAGUGAAGGUGCCCCAAAACAGAAAAAAGCCCAACAAACGUGGGAAGAAGAGAGCGCAGACAAGAAUGGAAUGCAGUAGAGCCAGAGAGUACAUCAUAAGGGGGUUUGGCUUCGCUCUUCAGAUUUGGGCUUUUGAAGUCUUCCCAGCAUUGGAAGCAUUGCAUUUCACGGUCCAUGAAGACAAUAGGCACAUCCCUCGAAUAUUACAUUGGAGGAGCAACACGGUGGCCCGUUUUCGGGAGGUUAUGAGUCAGGUUUAUGAAAACUUUGAGGUUGAUGUGCAACUUCUCCGGCCGACUGAUAUUGAGAAGCAACAACCUUACUGGAGUUGGGGCGAUGAUGAGAACAAUGAAGAAAUUGUUCAAUUGUUUGGGGAUGAGGGCGAAGACAAAACCAGCACUUCUAGUGAAGAAAAAGAGGCGGAUGUUGAGGAAACAACUACCCUUCCCUCCUCUUCUAAGGGCAAAGGGUCUUUUAAUGACUUUGGCAGGUUGAAGCAUCAAUUAGAAAGCACUAAGGAUGAGUUAGCAAAGCUACGUAGUUCAAAUCGGGGCCUUAGGAACAGAGUUCGUGACUUGGAAGCUAUUGUAGACAAGAACUGUUUGAAGCAUGAGAAGGAGUGUGACAGAAAUAAAAAGGCUAUUGGGGAUUUGACCCUAACAAUUGCUUCAGUGGAACAUUAUUUUAAAUUGGAGAUGGAGGAGUUAAAAAAAUUAUAUGGUGGACAAGGGCAUGAGGAAGUGUGGACUGCUCAGAUGAAUGAAGGAGGGCAGAAUGAAAUGUCACCCUUGAAUGAACUUACUACUCCGACUACAGCAGGGCCUAAAAUGGACGCACAAGUUGCAGGUGAUGGAGUGGAAGCCUUCCCAGGCAUGCAUACAGAACGGGCUGAAAUGGAAGCAACAGUCUAUGGUGGAGUGGAAGGGGCUGAAAGGGAAGCGGAAGUCCCUGCUGAUGGAGUGGAAGCUUUUCUAGCCAUGCAUAUACAAGGGGCUAAAAGGGAAGCCGAAGUCCCUGCUGAUAUUGUGGAAGGCUUCCCAGCCAUGGAAGUCGAAGCCGCUGAAAUUGACACUUCAGUUUGUAACAAACAAGUGCACCAACAACCUCACAAGGUUCCUACUUCGGAAGAUGUGAAGGUUCCUAGUCUUGAAGAUCCCCUCAUUCCUAGUCCGGAAGAUAGGGAAGGGGGGGUGGGACGGAAGGCGAGGCCUCCCAUGGAAACUAGUAUAAAUCUGGUUGGUGAUGAAGGGGACAAGGAGGCUAAUGCCACGGUUCAGAAACCAGAUGCGGAAGGCAAAGGAUGCAGACUGAAGCGGCCCGCGAAAACAUUGUUGAGUCCAUUCACUGAUCCCUCCAGGAAAAAGAGGCCGACUACUGGUUUUCAUGCACAGACACCUGAGGCCCGUUUUGAUCCAACACAACCCGUGGCCAUGGACGAUGUGAAGGCUAUGAUACAAGUUUGCAAGGCUUGGAAAAGUGACAUCAGUGCGGAGCUGGAGCUCGAACCAUUUGUAGUUGGGGCAGAUUUUUUUUACAAACUUGUAGAUGAAACUGCAUGGAUGAGCUCGAGGCACCUUGACAUGGCCAUGUUUCUAAUACGCAAAAGACAACUCUCUCAUCCUCAAGUAUUUGGAACGGAGUGGACAACUGCCGAGUUUUGUCUGCAGCAAUUUUUACAGCCAUUUACACCGCCAAGUGCGAAACGAGUUACGAGGAAACAAAUUGCUUCAAUGACUGUUGACCCUCCCCCUAACUACCUCAGAAAUAUACACCACUUUGUCUGGGGUUCAUGGCAACAUGGUUAUGCACAAGCAUGGACGAAAGUCCGCAAGGUCUAUCUCCCGUAUAAUGUUCGACAGUCCCAUUGGGUGGCUGUAGAAAUUGACUUUGUCAGACAUACUGCCACUGUGUACGACUCGUAUACUGUUUUUACCUCCAACACAAUGCUUGUCCGACAGAUGGAGCCUAUUACCCAGACGCUUGCAAAGGUGUUGUAUGACAUGAGGUUUUAUGAGAAAUCGGAGGUUGAAGCGGUGAAGAAAAAGGGGAUUGACAUGCCAACGUUUAACCCAUUCACAAUUUGCAGAAUUUCCGAUGUUCCUCAGCAAAGUGAUGGUAUGUGCACUUCUAACUUCUGUACUGCUCGGGUGGACAGUACCUCAUGUGGCAUUAUGACCGUCAAAUUUAUUGAGUAUCUCAGUGCUGGCAUUCCUUUUAAUACCAUUGACCCAGCCAAGUUUGGCUACUACCGAUUGAAGCUUGCAAUCGAGGCUCUCAGGGGAGAGGCCUAUGUAUGA